AGUUCUAUAAUCCCCGGAUAAGUACUUUUUUGAAAUACCCAGCCUCAGGGGAAUCUUCAUUCAUUCAUGAGAGACACGCAGAGAGAGGCAGAGACACAGGCAGAGGGAGAAGCAGGCUCCUGCAGGGAACCUGAUGUGGGGACUCGAUCCCAGGACCCCAGGAUCGUGACCUGAGCUGGAGGAAGACGCUCAACCACUGAGCCACCUAGGCAUCCCACCUCAGGAGACCUUACACCCCAAUAUGUAGAAACUCUCCGUGUGUCUGCUUGGACCCUUUGUCACAAGGAACAAUGCUGCCCUGGUGGGAACUGUCUUUUUACCUGUGCGCUUCACUAGGCUUCCACCUCUAUUCUUUCUAUGAAGUUUACAAAGCUUCCAGAGAACAUGAAGAGGAGCUGGACCGACAGUUUGACCUGGAGAUUGGCACUUUAUUUGGAGGAUUAAAGAAGGACCCAAAUGACUUCGAAUGGAGCUUCUGGAUGGAAUGGGGAAAACAGCGGCUGGUGCGGUUUCUGUUUGGCCACGUGGUUGUGUCUCAGAUGGCCAAUGUGCUUGCAAGAAAGCACAGACCCUGGAUCCUGGGGGCUUAUGGAAUGUGGGCCUCCUGGUGUGUGCUGGGGGCCCACGGCACGGCCAUUAUUUUUCUCCACACCCUCAUCUCCUUCUGUGUAGCCCAGCUCCGGUCACUGGCCCUCACAUGGCUCUGUUCUCUCUUCCUGCUCUCCACACUGAGGCUGCAAGAUGUGGAGGAAGUUAAGAGAGGGUGGUACCAGACAGAAAAUGAGUACUACUUACUGCAGUUCACGUUGACCGUGCGUUGCCUGUACUACACCAGCUUCAGCCUUGAGUUCUGCUGGCAGCAGAUGCCGAACGGGCACAGCUUCUACUCCUUUCCCUGGCUGGUGGCCUAUGUCUUCUAUUACCCCGUCUUCCACAACGGGCCUAUCCUCAGCUUCCCGGAGUUCAUCGCAAAGGUGCAGCAGCAAGAGUACUGCUCGCUGAAGUCCAACCUUUCCGCCUUUGCCGUGGGGCUGGGUCGCCUCCUCUGCUAUUGGUGGUUGGCGGAGCUGAUGGUUCACCUCAUGUACAUGCACGCCAUCUACAGCAGUGCCUCUCUCCUGAAGGCUGUCUCUUGUUGGACCUUAGGAGGACUGGCAUUGGCCCACGUGCUCUUUUUCUACCUGAAGUACUUGGUGCUCUUUGGUGUCCCAGCUCUGCUCAUGCGCCUGGAUGGACUCACGCCGCCACCCCUCCCUCGCUGUGUGAGCACCAUGUUCAGUUUCACGGGCAUGUGGAGGUAUUUUGAUGUUGGACUGCAUGAUUUCUUAAUCAGGUAUGUGUACAUUCCGGUAGGCGGGUCCCAGCAUGGCCUGCUGGGGACACUGUUUUCCACCGCUGUGACGUUUGCAUUUGUGAGCUUCUGGCAUGGUGGCUAUGACUACCUCUGGUGCUGGGCAGCACUCAACUGGCUGGGAGUCACCGUGGAGAAUGUAGUCCAGAGGCUUGUGCGAACCCCGUGCAUCCAGGACAGCGUGAUUCAGUUCCUCUCCCCACAAGCCCGCCGUCGAUUCCACGCGGCCCUCGCAUCUUGUUCCACCUCCAUGCUGAUCUUGUCCAACCUGGUGUUUCUCGGGGGCAGUCAAGUUGGGAAAAUCUACUGGAACAGGAUCUUCAUACAAGGCUGGCCAUAUGUGACGCUCUCUGUCCUGGGAUUCCUGUACUGCUACUCCCAUGUGGGCAUUGCCUGGUCCCAGACAUACUCAGUGGAUUAAUGCUGCCCGGCCCAUGGCAGCCCUUCCUGCUGGCCUUCAAGGCAAAUGGUGCUUCACCCUGACCUCGCAUACCAAGAUAACCUCCAAGGAACCACUGUUUGAUCUGCUCAUCUUUUAUUGAAGUUACCUCACUCCAAGAGUGGGAGCUUGAGCUCUCAUAGAAAAUUGACAACCAGAGAGUCUUCUAACUUUGGGAACCCAGAGUUCAUCCCCCUCAGCCCUGUCAUUCUCCUGUUGAGUAUCUUACCCAGCUGCACAUGAUGACAGUGUGGUCUAGAACCCAGUCCUAUAGGCCCUUGGGGUUUCUUCUACUUUACCAAGAAUUAAAUACAAUAGACAUUUCUCAAUUGGAGUGCAGAAGUCUUGAUUAGUGAUAAGGCCUGUCCUCCACUGGGCAUAUUUCUGAAACAUUUUGGUAACAUUUAAGUGACCUCUUCCCUAUGUCCUACAAUGUGGUCUCUAGAACCAGCACUGGGGUCUAAGCUUCACACUUUAGCUCCCCAACAGGGAAGGGACAAAGCCACAGUCGAGUUUCUCAUUACCCAGUUAAAGAAGAUCCAACAUAUCCUAUAGUGUUCCAAGGGGUCAGUGGCUAAGGAGAUCUGUUACUGGAACACCACCAUGGUGAUCCACAUUUGGAUGCUCGUUCCCUAGAUUUGCCGAGAAGUAUAAACACGCCAGUUCCUCUGCCAGCCAGUUAAUCGUCAUUUCCCAAUAAAGAAGCAGAAUUAAGGAACAGGGCAUAGCACGUCCACAGACAGGUGUUAUCAGGCAAGUGACAAAGGGUAAGGAUGGUUUCCUGCGGUCUUUUUUCCUUUCCAUUGAAGUAAGUCCCAGCAGCCGACUUCCUGCUCAGUGAUUUACACUCAGUGGUUUACAUUGUUUUGUUUCAAAUAAAAUGUCACACUGGUAAUUCA
Molecule: messenger RNA, 2689 nt
Organism: Nyctereutes procyonoides (raccoon dog)
Lineage: Eukaryota; Metazoa; Chordata; Mammalia; Carnivora; Canidae
Gene: HHAT
Product: hedgehog acyltransferase
Exons: 12
Coding region: 291-1772 (493 amino acids)
Biological process (GO): protein palmitoylation
Cellular component (GO): endoplasmic reticulum
Molecular function (GO): palmitoyltransferase activity
Source: RefSeq, a predicted model, not a curated record